GUUAUUACAUAUCGCAGAGCAUUAAAUUUUUCCUUUGAUCGGGUAUUUGACGUUUUAACGGCGAUAGUUGGCAGCGACCAGCGCGUUUGGGACUUGGGGCUUCACGCGUGCGACGUCAAUAGAUCACUCGUGUGAACGAAGGGAAUUUUGGAAACCGCAUACCGUUCUGUCCACACUCCUUUUCAGUUUUCACAUGACUGAUACAUAAGCGAAGCAACGCAGUUUCUUCAGCCGUCACAGCCUCCAGACUCCGACCUUUCUCGCUCCCUCUCUCUCUCUGCGUGUUCUAUUAACUGAAAGCCCUAGAGCUGACGACAGAGAAAAUGGAGUUCUCUCAAGAUGACUUCGAUCGGCUCCUGAUGUUUGAGCAUACUCGAAAAUCCGCUGAAGCUACCUACGCUAAGGAUCCUCUCGAUGCUGAUAAUCUGACUAAGUGGGGUGGAGCUUUGAUUGAACUGUCUCAAUUUCAGAGCGUUCCAGACGCAAAAAAGAUGUUAAAUGAUGCCAUUUCCAAGUUGGAGGAGGCUUUGGUGAUAAAUCCUGCCAAGGCUGACACACUAUGGUAUAUAGGAAAUGCAAAUACCUCAUAUGCAUUUCUGACUUCUGACCUUGCUGAGGCAAAAGGGUAUUUUGAUAAAGCAUCUGAUUACUUCCAACAAGCAGUAGAUGAGGAACCCAGUAACGAUCUCUACCGAAAAUCUCUAGAAGUCACUGCAAAGGCACCAGAGCUACAUAUGGAGAUCCAUAAGCAUGGAAUUAGUCAACAGACAAUGGGUGGAGGGUCUUCUGCUUCUUCAAAUGCAAAGGGUUCCAAGAAGAAUAAGAAGAGUAGUGAUUUCAAAUAUGACAUUUUUGGAUGGAUAAUCCUUGCAGUUGGAAUUGUUGCAUGGGUGGGAAUGGCGAAAUCCCAUGUUCCUCCUCCACCUCCAAGAUAAGCCAUAAAGUAAAAUAGUAAAUGUGUCAAUGCUUUUGUUGGAACCUUCAGAUGUUUAUGAAACAAUUACAACAGGAAGUCGUGUAGUUGAUUGAGUUAAGCAUGCAGUAAUUCAAUCUGCAUGUUUAUUUUGAAUCUUCUGUUUCUUCAUUGUUAAUUUGGUCAGUAGGAUUAUUCCUGUGCGAAUUUUAGCCAUCAGUAUGUGUAAUCAAUCUAUUAUGCUUUCCUCUUUCCUUCUUUCA
Messenger RNA from Hevea brasiliensis (rubber tree), 1176 nucleotides. Its product is annotated as mitochondrial import receptor subunit TOM20. Gene Ontology annotation, cellular component: mitochondrial outer membrane translocase complex. Gene Ontology annotation, biological process: protein insertion into mitochondrial outer membrane. The transcript is spliced from 6 exons. Bases 324 to 935 code for a protein of 203 amino acids. NCBI's taxonomy places the organism in Eukaryota, Viridiplantae, Streptophyta, Magnoliopsida, Malpighiales, Euphorbiaceae. The record is from RefSeq and is a predicted model, not a curated record. Gene Ontology annotation, molecular function: protein binding.